Messenger RNA from Rhinichthys klamathensis goyatoka, 1901 nucleotides. RefSeq names its product lines homolog 1 (gene lins1). Lineage: Eukaryota; Metazoa; Chordata; Actinopteri; Cypriniformes; Leuciscidae. The coding region runs from base 96 to 1901 and encodes 601 amino acids. The transcript is spliced from 8 exons. The record is from RefSeq and is a predicted model, not a curated record.
ACUUGCUGAGUAAUACACCGAAUGAACCUCAUUGGUUCUCGCACAUCAAGCGAACAUGCUUGAGCUUCUGUUUACCACAACUGAUGUGAGAGUUGAUGAAGUGUCUCAGCAUGGAUGCUGCAGGAUUGGAUUUCCAAGCCAUUUUCAGGCUGUUACGUACAGGAUCUGCUCCCAGCCUGAGCAGUGAAGAGCUCUCCAGCAGAAUCUCAUCGUGUGUUGAUCAAACAGCAAACACUCCUGCUCCGUCUGUCACACACAGAGACCUCAUGUGCUUGUGUCUCACUCUAAUUGAGGCCAUCAUUAACAGGCUGACAGCACACAGUCUGCCACAAGAUGUCACAAUAUUCUAUGAAGAUGUCAAAAGGAGACUGUUUGAAGAAAUGAAUCUGAUGGCAAAACUGGUUUCUCUCCUCAACUGUCAAGACCAGCUGGUGUCUCAUUUAUCUGCAAAGUGUAUAUCAGUCUAUGUCAUCAGUGACAUUUCCAUCAAUGGAGGCAGCAGCUCAAUCUGGAGACACAGGUGUGCUGAAGUGUUUCAGAAACCAUCAGCCAGCAGUGAACUGGACUCCUGUCUGUGGUCACUGACUGCUGUGAUUAAAGGAGUGCUGAGAGGAGAAAUAUGCCAGAGGAAAACAGAUGUUUUGAUGAAGCUUCUUUCUGGAUUGGAUGCCUCCAUCACUUCCUUGCACACCAACCUUCUGACUCAAGACACACAGGACCCUCACAAAAGAGAACUGAUGAAUCUUUCUAAAACCAUGUGUGAGUUCUUCGACCUCCUUGAAGUCCUCAGCGCUGCCCGGCUCAGAUAUGGAGUCUGUUCUUCUGUUCAGAGAGUCAUAUUUGUUCAGUCGCGAGCGCUCCUUCGUGUCAUGAGAACAGAUGUGGAAUAUUUUGUGAAGAAACGAGCACUGCUUCUUCUAAAGAAAAGUCUUCUACGGAGAGCCGGGGACGAUUGGGCUUUAGGUGAAGCUCAGUCUGCGCCACAUGACGAUCACAGCCUGACUGAGGACAUGUUGACCAUGGCAGAUGGAGUGUUACUGGAAGUGAAUGCAGGCUGGCUCAAGGAAGUGCCUGUGAAAGCUCAGGCCAGUUUCUUUGGUGGGAACUGUGAUGUAAGACUCGCUGGGACGCAGAAGGACGAUGUGAUACUGAGAGCCGUGAGCCUGAUUUUGCUGAAGUCACUAGAAAUAAACAUUCAGCGCCUUCAUUGGAAAGGAUCUCAGAGUGACAUUGACAUCCAUCAGUAUUUAAUAGAGCUCAUGUCAUUCCUCCAGCGUCACGGGACUCUGAUGUCUGCAGACACUCACAGCUGCUCCUGGGUGUCUGUAGUAUUUGCUGAACAGGAUGAUGACAUGAUAGAAUCAAGCAAGACUUUGAUUGGCUUGUAUUUAUAUCAAAAAAGUUUGAGUUCCUCAGACUCGGGGGUUUGCGUCUGGGGCUGUAACCCUCACUGUCAUUUCAUACUUCUUCUCCGCUCCCUCUCCUUUGACCACACCGUGCUACUUGACUUCCUCAUCUCUUCGGAAACAUGUUUCCUGGAAUACUGCGUCCACUACCUGAAGCUUCUCCGUGAGGACUGGACAGGCUUGUGUAAUGAAGUCUCAGUUCCACGACUGGUCGAUUAUGGGAGCUCAGACGAAUCCGAUGAGGUUUCUGGGAAUACUGAUGUAGAUUCUGGUAGGACAGAUGCUGAAGCAUCUUUUUGCCCAUCUGGAAUGGCGGUAGAACAAGUUCAGACUGAAUAUGCAUCCGAAUCUCUGUUAGAUAAAGUGUUCGUGUGUCUUAUGGACUUGAGGACCACCGUAACUAGACUACAUAACAGGGGUCUCUUUCCCUACAACCCUACCUCACUUCUAAAACUGUUAAACAGCGCAGAACUGCAGAGAAACAGGAUUAGUUAG